This is a messenger RNA of Porites evermanni, 1722 nucleotides long. NCBI's taxonomy places the organism in Eukaryota, Metazoa, Cnidaria, Anthozoa, Scleractinia, Poritidae. The record is from the annotation of a GenBank genome assembly.
AUGGAAUCUAUGGUGCCUUUGAUGUUGCUGCUAUCUUUCGUCAUUAUAAAAGGUUCUUUGUUCAGUUAUGUUUAGGUGUGGUUCCCAUAUGGAAAACAGAAAAACGUGUUCACUAUCACUACUUCAACAUCUUUGCAAUUGAGACUUUUACGGGAGUAAAAUGCUUGCGCAAAAGUUUAAUGUUGGGGCACAAAUUUUUUUCUUAAUGUGGACAUUUAUUAUGCGAUGAUGUUGAUCUGGCGCCGACUGAUCGAGUUCUAUAUACAUGACUCAUGCAUUCAACUUUUUUCUCUUGUUUGGGUUAUUUUCAUGCAUGCUCGUUACAGCAUACGGAUCGUCUUUCGUAGAAGUAAAACAGACAGUGACAGAUGAUACAAUACAAGGAGACUUUGACGAUGAAGGUAAUUGCAAUGUACGCUGCAUUACUCAAAGUGGUUGAAUUGCCUGUAAAGAUAAAACGUUUGCUCUUAAAAUACGCUCUUUUUUACUACGACACAUUAGUGUUGCUUCUUAUGCAAACGUUCUUUAGUGCUUAGUCAGAAACGCGUCAGCAAGAAGAACAGUGGAGUAGAUCAGAAGACUAAUAUCAGUGAGGCGUCGUGUUUACUGGAAAAGAAACUAAAAAAGCUGCCAGUUAAGGUGUUUCGAUAUAAUUAGUUUUCAGAAGCUAUAUUAAUAUUUUUCAAUCGCCUUAAAAGUGUUUUUUUUUUCCUUGUCCGAUCGCUAUAAAUUUUUCACCAGUAAUUGGCUAUGGAUUGAAAUUUAUGAAAAUGUAGUUUUAAGUAAAAUCGAUAUUACUAUGACAACAAUAAAGAAAAAACUUUUAAACUGAUAAAAGCCGAAUUUUGUGUGAGCUAGACCAGCUACUGAAAAUCCAACACUAGGAACUUAAAGUUUGGUGUUUAGCAAAAGAUCUCCAUAAGAAGUAAAAAAUUCUAUAUGUUUGAAUUCGACUAAAGGGAAAAUAUAUUUCAAACCUUAAAUUUUCAAUAGCCGUGAUAGAUUAUUUAAUAAAAACGUUAUAAAUGAGUCAAAUUAUUCUUAAGUAGCGUCAGAAUGCUGCUUAGUGUCAUAUUUUGAUGCUAGGAAAUAAAUUUGGUGUAUUUUCGUUCUUGCGAAUGUUGAAAAUAAGCCCGUUUUCUCACCACCUGUACAAGUGCCGCUUCAGUCAAAAUUUUUUGUAUAUCUCUGAAACGACUCGAACGAAUUUUUUUAAAAAUCUCUUCACAAAAUCUUCAUAAUGUAACUAUAUAAUCAUAUCUGAAACUUUCAUUGAGAUUGAUUCACUGCAACAUCUUAAAAUUUCAAGACAAACCUAUCCUACGAACCUGUCAAAAAUCUGCGUUAUAACAUUCACUGUUUUGACGUUAUGUUAAUUUUUCCAAAAUAAUGCGCACUAAACAUAACUCCAUAACUAGCACCUUUAAGGUUGAACUUAUAGCAUCUUUUGAAUGUAAAACAUUGGCUUUUUUUAUUUUCCAACUUUCAGACGACGUCGUUGUCAAAGCUGUUCACUCAACAACUUCAGAAUCAGCUUUCAUUGAAUCAGGAUCGGGAUCAGCAUCAGCAUCCGGCAGGAAUAGUGGCUACCCAAGUCCCGAUGAAGACGACUCUAAUGAAGAACAAUUUCUGAAACAAGACGACGGAGACUCCGACGAACAACCUGUCCUGCAGGAAAGCGAGGACGCAAAUAAGAAAAUUACUGAUUAUCCCGCCAAUUAA